GCUGCUGUCGCUAUUUUCAACUGCCUCACCAGCUAAAGACGCACUCAUCACGUCUAUAAUCGCAACACAAGAUUGUAGUCUUGGUUUCCCAGGCUCGAUUCUUUACUGAUGAGGGACUUUCGGCCCGACUGACACAGGGAGAUGGGGGUUCUCAAUAUUUCAGACCAGCCGCCUCUGGUCCAGGCCAUAUUUAACAGAAAUGCAGAUGAAGUGAAGUUAUUUUUGCACAAGAAAGACGAAGUCAAUGCACUGGACCAAGAGCGCCGCACACCUCUUCAUGCUGCUGCCUGGCUGGGGGACGUUAACAUAAUGGAGCUUCUCAUCAAUGCAGGUGCGAAUGUCAAUGCAAAGGACCAUGUGUGGCUAACACCAUUGCACAGAGCAGCUGCUUCCAGAAAUGAGAGGGCUGUGGGGGUGCUGCUGAGGAAGGGAGCUGACGUGACCGUGCGGGAUAAGUUCUGGCAGACACCACUGCACAUUGCGGCAGCCAACCGAGCCACGCGUUGUGUCGAGGCCCUGCUUCCCCAUGUGACCAGCAUGAAUAUGGCCGAUCGUACGGGCAGAUCGCCCCUGCAUCAUGCUGCUCAGAGUGGUUUCCAGGAGAUGGUUAAAUUGCUGCUGAACAAGGGAGCCAAUCUGAGUGCCAGUGACAAGAAGGACAGGCAACCCAUUCAUUGGGCAGCUUACCUUGGUCAUCUGGAGGUGGUUAAGCUGCUGGUGUCUCAGGGCUCAGAUAAGAGCUGUAAGGAUAAGCGGGGAUACACCCCUCUCCACGCUGCUGCUGCCAGUGGCCACGUCGAUGUGGUCAAGUACCUGUUACGCAAUGGAGCCGAGAUUGAUGAGCCUAAUGCCUUUGGAAACACUGCUCUCCAUGUGGCCUGCUACACGGGACAGGAGGCCGUAGCCAAUGAGCUGGUGAACCGUGGGGCAAACGUCAACCAGCCCAACCACCGUGGCUACACGCCCCUUCACCUGGCUGCCGUGUCCACUAAUGGGGCUCUUUGCCUGGAACUGCUGGUCAACAACGGUGCUGAUGUCAACAUGCAGAGUAAAGAAGGGAAAAGCCCUUUGCACAUGGCGGCCAUUCAUGGACGUUUCACUCGCUCUCAGAUCCUCAUUCAGAAUGGUGGGGAAAUAGAUUGUGUGGACAGAUAUGGCAAUACACCUCUUCAUGUUGCUGCUAAGUACGGCCACGAGCUGCUUAUCAGCACCUUGAUGACAAACGGUGCUGACACAGCCAGACAAGGGAUUCAUGGGAUGUUUCCUCUACACUUAGCUGUGCUCUACGGGUCCUCUGACUGUUGUCGUAAGCUACUUUCCUCAGGUCAGCUCUACAGCAUUGUGUUGUCAAUGAGUAAAGAACACGUGCUCUCAGCCGGAUUUGACAUCAACACCCCAGACAAUUUUGGGAGGACCUGUCUACACGCUGCUGCCUCUGGAGGAAAUAUUGAAUGUCUCAACCUGCUCUUAAGCAGUGGAGCUGACAUGAACAAGAAGGACAAGUUUGGAAGGACUCCUUUGCACUAUGCGGCUGCUAACGGGAGGUAUCAGUGUGUGGUCGUUCUGGUUGGAGCAGGGGCGGAGGUCAACGAGCGCGACCGCUCUGGCUGUACACCUCUACACUACUCGGCUGCAUCGACUGCGUUCUGCAGAACGGAUCGACCCCAUGCCAGCACCCAUCAGAACCAAGAGGAUGGGGAGAAGGAAUCCUUCCUGUGUGUGGAGCAUUUGUUGGAUAAUGGUGCUGAUCCAUCUCUGUGCAACACUAAAGGAUACAGUGCUGUGCAUUAUGCUUCGGCCCACGGCAACAAACAAAACCUGGAGCUGCUUUUGGAGAUGUGCUUCAACACACUUGGAGACAAUGAGAGCAAUGGGUCCGUCAGCCCACUACACUUGGCGGUGGAGUCAGGUCACUGGGAAUGUGUCACAGUGUUAAUUGAGUCUGGAGUGUGUGUGGAUGCAUGUGACCCGGUGGGGCGCUCUGUGCUGUACGUGGCCUCUCAAAGAGGGCAUGCCCGCUGCGUAGAGCUCCUGCUUGGCCAAUCAGCAUCUUGCCUGCUCACGGAAAACUGCAGCAAAUGGGGUCCUCUUCAUGUUGCAGCUGCCAACGGCCACUCAGAAUGUCUGCGGAUGCUGCUCUGUAGUGAGGGAGGAGCUGAUCUUGUUAAUGUUACAGACGUGGAGGGACAAACUCCACUAAUGCUGGCAGUGCUGGGGGGACACACUGACUGCGUGCAUCUGCUGCUGGAGAGAGGAGCUUGCCCUGAUAUGAGAGACAGGAGAGGAAGAACAGCCUUACACAGAGGGGCGGUGAUGGGUCGGGAGGACUGUAUAACCGCCCUGCUGUCACACAAUGUCUCAGUCCUCAGCAGAGAUUUUCAGGGGCGAACCGCGGUGCAUCUGGCUGCCUCUUGCGGCCAUGCUGACAUUCUCUCCAAUCUUCUUUCUGCUGCUGACCACUCCCAUCCCCACGACCCAAUCACAGACCGCCACGGCUACACACCCGCACACUGGGCAGCCUAUCACGCAGGUCAUGAAGACUGUUUGGACGUUUUACUUGAACUUAAACCAUGUAGUAUCCAGGAGGGAAACCCCUUCACCCCACUGCACUGUGCUCUCAUUAAUGGCCAUAGUGGUUCUGCAGAGCUGCUGUUGGAAUCCAGUGUUUGUAAUUUGCUGGUAAACAUCAGGGAUGCCAAAGGAAGGACCCCGCUUCACGCGGCCGCAGUUGCUGAGGACGUGGCUGGGCUGCAGCUGGUUCUGCGGCACGGAGCUGACAUCAACGCCGUGGACCACUCAGGGCGUUCUGCACUGAUGGUGGCCGCCGAUAAUGGCCAAAGCGGUGCCGUAGCCCUGCUGCUGCACAGAGCCAAAGCUGACCUGUCCCUCCUGGAUGUGAACAAGAACACUGCCCUGCACCUGGCCUGCAGCAAGGCUCAUGAAAUGUGUGCCAUGCUGAUCUUGAAGGAAAUCCACAACCCUAUCCUCAUAAACGCAACCAACAGUAUGCUUCAGAUGCCCCUCCACAUUGCCGCCAGGAAUGGUUUGGCCACCGUGGUUCAGGCCUUGCUGAAUCGUGGAGCCACAGUGCUGGCAGUGGAUGAGGAAGGUCAUACGCCAGCCCUGGCUUGCGCAUCCAAUAAAGCUGUUGCUGACUGCCUAGCUCUCAUUCUGUCAACCAUGAAGCCUUCCUCCUCCACACCUUCCUCAUCCUCACCCUCUUCUCCCAGCCUAAACCUGCUCAAGCACUGUGGCAUCACCGCCGCCUGCCCCCCCCUGCCCAAUGGAGGCCUUCACCAUGGUUACGGCAAAGAUCGCCAUGGCGCUACCAUCGGCUUGGAUGGCUGCUUGACCGAGUGAGGCGUUCUUACUUGUUAAAAAAUAAAAA
Rhinichthys klamathensis goyatoka is the source of this 3388-nucleotide messenger RNA. RefSeq names its product ankyrin repeat domain 52a (gene ankrd52a). The coding region runs from base 142 to 3360 and encodes 1072 amino acids. The transcript has 28 exons. Gene Ontology annotation, molecular function: protein binding. NCBI's taxonomy places the organism in Eukaryota, Metazoa, Chordata, Actinopteri, Cypriniformes, Leuciscidae. The record is from RefSeq and is a predicted model, not a curated record.